UACUUGUCUUAAGACAGUCAGAAAAGAAUACAUAAAGCAAGGACUAUGUUGGUCAUCAGCACAAAGACACACCACCCCAGCUGCCUUCAUUUGUAAUCUUAACAACUCAAACUACCACUUUUCUUCUACUCAUCAUCUAGCUUCCUACAUUUUUCAGGUGAACAGGAGCUAGUGAAUUACGAAACCUCUAAAUCUUUUUUCUCUUUUAAUGGUAACCUGAAAUGGAAGACACAAGACAUAGCAUACAUGAAAGCUAUGCUAAGCUCAUGGAGGGAUCUUGGUGGUCUCAGUUUCGACAGGGUUCCAACCCUUGGAUGGCUAGAUAUGUCUACAGCUUCAUGUUUCUUGCUUCUAAUUUACUUGCUUGGGCUGUUCGUGAUUAUGGAAGAAGCGCCUUGACAGAAAUGAAGAGAAUAAAAGGAUGCGAAGGUGGCAAAGACUGUUUAGGCGCGGAGGGAGUUCUUAGAGUGUCCUUGGGAUGCUUCAUAUUCUAUUUCACAAUGUUUCUUUCAACUGCUGGCACCUCAAAGUUGCAUGAAGCUAGGGAAUCAUGGCAUUCUGGGUGGUGGUCAGCUAAGAUUUUAAUGAUGAUUUCUUUUAUGGUGCUUCCAUUUUUUGUUCCUUCAGCUGCUGUCCGGAUUUAUGGAGAUAUAGCGCAUUUUGGUGCAGGGGUGUUUCUCCUAAUACAGUUGGUGAGCAUUGUCAGUUUCAUCACUUGGCUAAAUGAUUGUGUGCACUCGGACCAAAAUGAAAACAGAUGCCACAUUUACGGGAUGUUACUUGCUACUAGUGCUUAUGUUGUUUGCAUACUCGGGGUCAUAUUAAUGUUCAUAUGGUAUGCACCACAACCGUCUUGUCUCCUUAACAUUUUCUUCAUCACCUGGACGCUGGUACUCCUCCAACUCAUGACGAGUGUAUCUCUCCACCCAAAAGUUAAUGCUGGUUUUUUGACUCCUGGAUUUAUGGGGCUAUAUCUGGUGUUCCUCUGCUGGUCUGCAGUUAGAAGUGAACCACCAGAGACGAAAUGCAUAAAGAAAUCUGAAGCUGCAACUAACGGAGACUGGCUAUCCAUCAUUACCUUUGUUGUUGCAGUAGUUGCUAUGGUUAUUGCAACAUUUUCAACAGGCAUCGAUUCAAAAUGUUUUCAGUUCAAGAAAGAAGAGACGGAGGAUGAAGACGAGGUUCCAUAUGGCUAUGGUUUCUUUCAUCUCGUGUUUGCCACGGGUGCCAUGUACUUUGCAAUGCUACUAAUUAGUUGGAACACUCAUCAUGUCGCUGCCAGGUGGACUAUUGAUGUCGGUUGGACUAGCACUUGGGUUAGAAUAGUGAAUGAAUGGCUAGCGGUCUGCGUUUACAUUUGGAUGCUUGUAGCUCCGAUUAUAUGGAAACACAGACAGGGGCAAGCGUCAGCAUGAAGGAUUUGAGAUAUUUUCUUAAGAACUCCAAAUGCCUCCAGCAUUUCUUCUUGUACAUGGGGGAACAGGGGAUCGCGAUCACCAUACAACAACCUUGAAGCUGAAAAGAUUGUAGUUUCUGACGAAAACAAUACAAUGUCGUUCUUCCCUUGUAGUAAUUUAUAAGUGAAAAGUAUUGCACUACCCAAAUUCUGUCUGUCAGUUUAUAUUGUAUAGAAACAUGCAGUGGACUUGAUAUCUGAUGCAACUUCUUGGUAUCCUUGAAAAUGUUCUCUACACUGAGCAGAUAUUUAUCUGGUA
Messenger RNA from Daucus carota subsp. sativus, 1715 nucleotides. RefSeq lists its product as uncharacterized. The transcript is spliced from 13 exons. Lineage: Eukaryota; Viridiplantae; Streptophyta; Magnoliopsida; Apiales; Apiaceae. Bases 222 to 1415 code for a protein of 397 amino acids. The record is from RefSeq and is a predicted model, not a curated record. Gene Ontology annotation, cellular component: membrane.